ACUAGUCUUGUUUUCUUGCCAGUGCAAGUACACACAUACACACAUGCUUAUGUUCACCUACACACACCUAACAAACACAGACAUUGUUUAGCUGUAGUUGUUCACAUCUUUUUUUUUUUUCUUAUUUACAGCAACUUGAGUGUGACUUUAGAAGACGUUCCUGGAUCUGUAACCUGUCCGUGACUCACACAGAUACAGACAGACCUGCAUUACCCCGUCACUUUUUUGCCUGCAUUUAUGCAAACCAGUGACCGUACAAAAGGGGAGCCAUUUGCUGAAAAAACUACGGGUAUGUCUGUGGACGAUCUUGGGCUGUCUCCGCGGCGUUUAGUGAGACUGCCUGAAACUGCAGACUCCUCCUCCCUGGGGCAUCGCAAGCCAAGUGCUGUGGAGCGCCUGGAGGCUGACAAGGCAAAGUAUGUUAAGAGCCAGCAAGUGGCACUCAACAAGCAGCUGCCAAUCAUCCGACAGCCCUUAAUGCCAUCCAGCAACAGCAGGCAGCUUCGGCCUGGUGCUCCACAACCAAUGCGCAGAGUGGCUGCUCGCCCCACAUCCAAACCCGAGGCGGCACCACUUAACUUGGAACACCUGAAUAGCCUGAUUAAUGGAUUCCGUGAUACACUUGCACCCUCCAAUAGUUUGCAAAGGGAAAAGCCUGGAAAAAGUCAAGGUUCUGCAGGAGGCAGUGCAUCUCAACUUUCCUCCCAGACUUUGAGUGCAGACGAAGAGCAUUUUGUCAAUUCUGGUUCAUCUCCAACACCCCAAAAGAAAGCAUUAGAUGGCCUUGCGACUAACAGGUCUUCUAGUACGGUAACAGUACGGCGAGUUGAUGUGAGGCCUCAGUUAAUGAUGUCGCCGAUGAGGAAGCCAUGCCGAGCACAGCUACCUAGGCAGCGCGUCCACUCGGAGCUUUUGCAGCUGCUCAGGCCGUACACUCAGACUUCCCCUCCACCAAAGCCUUUUCAGCCGAUCAAAAGCCGACAUGACAUAAUGAACUUUUCCAAUCCUGUGAAAUCCCCUGUAAGCCCAGUGAAGCCUGAAUUGUUCUCUGCUGAACCCCUAACUCCUGCCUUACCUUCCCCUGAUGAAUCUCCAGAAGAACCAAGUGAACAAGUGUCUCCUACUUCAGCCCAAGACUCCCUCCCACCUCCAUCCCCUGCUGUCACCAACAAGUCCUCUGUUAGCUCCAGGAAACGACGGUCGCUAACGCGUUCCAAAUCAGAUGUGAGUGACCGUUUCUCCCGUGUUGGUGCCGAUGUUGAGCGUUUCUUUAACUACUGUGGCCUUGAACCAUCGGACUUUGGAGACCUGACGCCUGGUUCGGACAUUGCAUCCAUCUCGCACCUGCGUAGUGCUAGUGCCCCCCCAUCAGAGUGCACAGCUGAAGGAGAUGAAGAGGAGGAGGAACCAGUCAAAAAUGAGAGGCCCAGCUAUGGCAUUUCAGUCAUAGAAAAAAAUGCACGGGUGAUCAAGUGGCUGUAUGGAAUGCGCCAAGCCAAGGACAGCACAAAAGUGGCUAACAUUUAGCUUGACCAAGUUGACCUAAGGUUGUACAUGUGGAGUAAAAGGUUGGGUAUGUAGUUCAUAAUUCAGAAAAUUUUAGGCAAUAUUUAGUGAAGUUCUUUUCACGUUCCAUUAUCUCCUGUCUCUGAUGUCUGUAAACUAGCUAAAAAGCAAAUAAUAUGGACCACAAACAUCCAACCAAUCAGAACAAGGAGGUGUGUCUGCUUCCUUGUCAGUCAUGUUGCCUGUCAUUGUUCCAUGGAUGUAGCUUUGGAGGAAAAACUGUUGGCAGGGUCUGUAUUUGUUAGGGUUUUAAGUAUCAAAACAGCUAGCUGCUGCUAAUUUUUGCUAAAACUACUGACUGCACCUUUAAUAUCAGGUGCCUUGUAGUUUCUGUUACAGGUUUCUAUUAUGUUAUCACAGUCUAUAUAGAGCACUAAGAAAAAGGCUCGAGAGCUAUCAAGAUACAUGCCAUGUCUGCUGCUGUAGAAGUAAUUGGGUAUUCAACAUUUUGAUUAACUAGAGAUUGAUUUAUACAAAGUGUGGCUAUCAAAUAAUGAGACGAAUGCUGUAAUUCAAUUUAAAUGAAGAAAACAUGCAUUUCAACUCCUUUUCCCAUUCAACAUAUUACCCUUAUGCAACUACACACCACUAUAUUCUGGUCUUCAUCUGAUCAAAGCAGUGCAGUAGGUCUUCUGUUAGUUGUCUCAGAAGCUGCGUCGUUUUUCAGGGGGUUAGGCGCCUUGCUCAAGGGCACUUCAGCCCAAGACCGCUCCAUGUUAAGCUAACCUUUGGACUGUGUGUGUGGGGGGAUGGACACCCGGAGGAAACCCACGCAGACACGGAAAGAACGUGCAAGCUCCACACAGAAAGGCCCCCCGUCAGCCACUGGGCUUGAACCCAGAACCUUCUUGCUGUGAGGUGACAGUGCUAACCACUACACCACCGUUUUGUAGCAGUGCAGACUUGAUUUUAGGGAAAAGUCGCUGGUACCAGAUCAGGUGAAUAGGCAGGGUAGUCAAGUGCUGCAAUGAGUUUCUCCAUCUAAAGUUGCUUCACUGAGAGUGCCAGAUAUGCUGGCAUGUUGUUUCUUCAGUUUUACCAAGCAUUUCAAAUCGAUGCUUUGCUCAAUUUUUGUUGAACUGACCAUUUCUACAAUGCAUCAGAAAAACGCGUCGUCAAACAAUGUAUACGGGGGUGUCGUGGCUCAGGUGGCUAAGGCGCCAUACCAUAAAUUCGGGGACCCGGGUUUGAUUCCGACCCGAGGUCAUUUCCCGAUCCCUCCCCGUCUCUCUCUCUCCCACUCAUUUCCUGUCCUGUCUUUACACUGUCCUGUCCAAUAAAGGUGAAAAAAGCCCAAAAAUAAUAAUAAUAAAAAACAAUGUAUACUCUCUCUUUUAAGGGGUUGUUUAUGCUUGCCUAUUGGUAAAGGUCUACCAUGUGGUUUGCACUAGUCUUGUUAUUUAAUAGUCACACCUCGUACAUGUCUGUGUAUGAGGUUUUUUUUUUUUUUUGGUGUAUUAGUCCCUUCAAUAUGAGAAAUAAUGAUCCUGUAAUGUAUAACCACCCAAAAGUGUGUGUGUGUGUGUGUGUGUGUAUGUCGUUUGCAUUCAAGUGUUAAGUGUGCAUGGUUCAGCUCAGUAAUAUUUGCCCCCUCAUCAGAUCUUUCUAACACAUUUUCUUCUCUGUACUGAGUACAGAGAUGCACAGAUUAUCCAUGUUGACUGAUGGAUUGUCGUCAUGCAUAAAAUAAAUAAAAUUAAACUAAUAUUGA
Messenger RNA from Neoarius graeffei (lesser salmon catfish), 3277 nucleotides. It is a transcript of the gene fam110a, whose product is annotated as family with sequence similarity 110 member A. The transcript is spliced from 2 exons. Bases 238 to 1527 code for a protein of 429 amino acids. The record is from RefSeq and is a predicted model, not a curated record. Lineage: Eukaryota; Metazoa; Chordata; Actinopteri; Siluriformes; Ariidae.